AUGGAAUCGGUAUGUUUUGUUGAUAUUUUAUCUUACUAGUCAAUAAUCUUAUUUUAGUUUGUCAUUGUUCGAGGAUAUCAGCGCGUCGUUGAAGUUACGGCAGAAGUUGAUGGCAUUAUCAGCAAAAAGACUCUGAGGGCAGCUUUCCAACUUGAAGAGGACGUGCCGAUCGGAUUGUUCAGGAACAACAGAGGCUUAAAGUAGGUUUUUAAUGGCUUUUAUUUAAGACAUUUCGAUUUUCGUUAGCAAUUUUAAAUAAAAUUCUGAACAAAUUUUUUAUUAAGUUUUUUAGGUGCAGAGAAGACGAUUAUUUCGAGCUACAAGAUGGAUGGAACGGAGCCGAGUACGAGUUGCGAUGGGAGCAAGAGCGACGAUCGCGACCAGCAACGCCAGCAGGUCAAGGUAUUUUUUUAAAUAUUUCACACCUUUUAUUGAUUUUUACAUUUUAAGAUUUAUUUUAAACAUUGUCAAUUUAUUUAUCAAUUUUCAGACAGAGCACGGUCUCGACCAUCAACGUCAAUGGAUCAAAAUAAACGACCAAUCAGCCCGUAUUAUCCAGCAUGUAAGAUUCUACUCAAAUUCAUAUUGUAAAUUCUUUUUUAGUAUCGCCAGAACCUGCACCAAGUUCAGAAGCGUUUAUCCAAUGGAUGUUCUAUUUGCACGACCAAUUGCACGGGAAAGCUACAACAAUUUGUGUCCAUCCGCACUUCUUUGUCACUUUUCGACAUGGGACACACCAAAAGUUCAAUCUCAACGACACGAUGAAAAUGUAUAGGUAAAUUGCUUAAAUAUUGCUUAAUAUUUUGUUGUUAAUUUAUAGAGCGCAAGAAGAAGUCGGAGAAGAAAAUGGAAUAGAAGUUUCCGUGGCUAACAUCAAUGAACCACUUGACUUUGUUCUACUCAAAAGUCAAUUUGAUGUUGUCAAGGUAAGUUCUUGCAAUACUUCUUUUAUUUUGUUGUUAAUUCAUGCAUUUUUAGUUAGGCCCUCCGAUUGAUCAUCCUCGAGAAUCAGAACCGUUCACGCUGGUUGGAUUUGGAAACGAUCGUGGAUAUAUUUCUUAUUUACCUGGAGCAAUUCAUUAUGUUCGCGAUUAUUCUUUUCACAAUGAUGAUCGAAGAAUGGGUCCUUUCAUUUUGGGCAGUUGUGCAAGUUCGAGAGGAGAUUCAGGUAAAGAUUAUAUUUUUGGUCAAUUAAAUUCAGCGUAAACUUUUAGGCGCUGGUAUUUGGGGAUCACGAGGACUGCUGGGAAUGAAUUUUGGUUGCACGAUGAUGCCACCAACACUUCACCACGACGCAAUCACUGAGGCGGCCAUAUUCAGUGCAAAGAACAUCAUUUGUCCGUCAUUUCGAUUCAAAGACGCUUUUAUGGUAUGCUAAAUUACUAUUACUAAUCAAUACUGAUUUAUUUAAUAAUGUUUUGUUUAGGAGGAACUUGCAAAAGAGGAACCUGCAAAAGAACACGGAAAAGUGACGUCGCCUCCGCGUAAGAAAGCAGCUGUAAUGACCGAAAUCGAUGGAAUUGGCCGUCUCUUUGGAAAAGAAAUAUACAGUACUGGCCAUAAAGGUAUUUCAAAGUGGUUAUUCGAGCAUAACUUCUCUGAAACUGACUCAAAUGACUUGAAACUUCGCACAGAUUUUAAAUAGCUACGCAGUAACUAUUUCUCAAAAGGAGAACUCAUUUGUUCAAGUCAAACAGGAUUUGAGAGCAAAAAAACCGAAAAAAAUCGUGAAAAUGAAGAUUUUUACUUUAGAGAUUCGAAAAAAAUCAUAUCUUCAAAGAAACUUCGAUUUUCAAUUAGAAACUUUUUCCCCAGUAAAACAAGUCUUCGACUUUCCGAAAAAAACCUCAUCAGCCCCCUAUCAACCCGGUAGCAUGAGCGUAGUGACUUUUUUUCUCCGAAAGGCCUUUUGCGUUUUGAAGCCUCGUCAUUCAAAUGGACUAUACGAGGUCAUUUUUUUGUUUGAGAACACCCUGUAUCAUGUUGAAAAAAACUUCAAAAACCUCCUCAAGAAUAGUUUCACACUGUUUUCCUCAGCUUUCUCACUUUUACCCGCUCUUCAGAACUCACUAACUUCUCUGGGACCGAUUUUGAACCUCUGAUUUGA
Molecule: messenger RNA, 2107 nt
Organism: Caenorhabditis auriculariae
Lineage: Eukaryota; Metazoa; Nematoda; Chromadorea; Rhabditida; Rhabditidae
Source: the annotation of a GenBank genome assembly